AUGUCCGACAAACCUGCCGAUGACCCAACCCGCUGGUAUCCCCUCGGUCAGUACCUCGAGGACGAGGAUAACUAUAGCGCAACCGACGACGAUGACGGCACCAAGACCUUUACCCUGGCUCGCAGCGACAUGGCGGCGCUGAACCGAUUCACCCAGACAGGCCGGAAGCUUCCUCUAACGCGCCCUGACUACCAGGUUCAGAUGGGUCUCACCAAUGAGUCUGAACUCACCGCAGACGUCUGGACUGCAGUGGACAGUCUGCUCGCGAGCUUUAAAACCAUCAACAGUGACUGCAACGAUUUCUUGCGCGAAGAAAGCGGCAACAAGGGCACCUGGGCCAAGACAGUUGAUGUUGCGGGCCAAAUUUGGGCGUAUUGCGACAACGCCGGCGGUGACGCGGGUGAUUCGUUCUACGAGGCGAUGCUGGCGGCCGUCAAUACCUACAAUGAGGCGACGAGCGACGAAGAAAAGAAUAGCCAGAAGGAGUUGGUCAAAGAGUACACGAGCAUGCAGAUGAAAGAUUGCACCAAACUCGCAGAUGCCGCCGGGACGGUCGAGACCGAGCUCGGUGCGUUCCAGACGCGGUGCUCGAAAUACAGCACAGACCUGAGCGGUCAUGAGAGAAUGCUGGAAAAUAUAUUGACGAAGGAAUAUGGAGAUAUCGAGAGUCUGAAGGCGGACAUCGAAAAGCAGGCGGCGAUCAUCAAGUCAAAGCAGGGCAAGAUUGAUGCAGGAGGUGUAUUACGAGUGGAUGAAAGCCCUUUCGUCGGUGCCAUCGCCGCUGCCAUCGUAACUGCGGUAAUGGAAGGGGAGAUUGCCGAUUUAAUGGACGCGAUCCAGAAGUUGCAGGAUAUCAUCAACUCGGACGAGGAAAAGAUUCGAAUUGUAGGGUCGGUGCAAGGACAUGUCACCAACAUGAAGACCGAAGUCCAUGACCUCAGUGACGUUCUUACACCUGCAAUCACGACGCUCGGGAAGUUGAAAGGAGCAUGGAAAACCAUGGGGACCAUGCUCCAGGCACUGAACGACGCCUUCAACAAGGAAAAUGAUGAGAUCGACUAUCCCAGCAUAGCAAAGAACGAACUGGAUAAGAUCCGGCGGAAGUGGAAUGACCUCCGAGAGUAUACACGGCAAUACCAGGAGGUCGCAUACCUGACCGACGCGCCCAAGGAGACCGAUCUCCAGAGUUAUUACGAUGAGUUGAAAGCGAACUCGAAAAAAUAA
Aspergillus affinis is the source of this 1224-nucleotide messenger RNA. RefSeq lists its product as uncharacterized. The transcript has 6 exons. The coding region runs from base 1 to 1224 and encodes 407 amino acids. NCBI's taxonomy places the organism in Eukaryota, Fungi, Ascomycota, Eurotiomycetes, Eurotiales, Aspergillaceae. The record is from RefSeq and is a predicted model, not a curated record.